Parnassius mnemosyne (clouded apollo) is the source of this 705-nucleotide messenger RNA. The record is from the annotation of a GenBank genome assembly. Lineage: Eukaryota; Metazoa; Arthropoda; Insecta; Lepidoptera; Papilionidae.
AUGGAAAUUUUCAUCCAGUUAGAUCUUCUUAGAUUUUGGCUAAAAUGGUAUACCCUAAAUGAUGAUGACAUUGAGAAUGAGCUGGAGCGAAUGUUUGGGCUACCUGAUAAUCCAGACGAAUCAGAAGAUAAGUACGAGAGCGAAGAUGGCGUAGAAAUCGAUCUAGAUGUACGUGCGAUGUCGGAGAAUCGCAAUAUUAUUAAAAAUCGAGAAUAUUAUAAAAGUCCAACAACUGGACCAUCAAGUCGCAGUCUUCAACUCUGCAAGAGUGUAUUAGAUGCUGCAUACGAGGGUCAUCCAGGUAUCGUAGCGAUGAAGGGACGCUUGAGAUCAAAGUUAUGGUGGCCCCGUAUCGAUAAAGACGUAGAACAAUUAGUAAAGGCCUGUAAAGGUUGUAAGAUAGUGGGUUUGCCAAACCCAACUGCACCAAUGAAGAGACGAGAGUUGCCUGCAGCUCCAUGCAUAGAUGUCACAAUGGAUCUAAUGGGACCAUUGCCAAGUAACGAGUAUCUGUUAGUAGUGGUCGACUACUAUAGUCGAUACAAAGAAGUAAACAAGUACAAAAACAUCACAAGCUUACAGAUUAUUAAAAUGGUAAAAGAAAUGUUCAGUAGACUUGGUUAUCCUAUUUCUAUCACCGCAGACAAUGGCAAGCAGUUCGUUAGUGAAGAGUUUCGAUUUUUCUGCAAAGAAUGUAACAUUUAG